Molecule: messenger RNA, 708 nt
Organism: Entamoeba histolytica HM-1:IMSS
Lineage: Eukaryota; Evosea; Mastigamoebida; Endamoebidae
Exons: 1
Coding region: 1-708 (235 amino acids)
Source: RefSeq, a predicted model, not a curated record
AUGUUAAUGACAGUCAGUGGAAAAUAUUAUAAUAACUUUCAAAUACAAAAGUAUUUAUUAAGAAUACUUAAUCAAAUUAUUAGUAAUUUAACUAGUAAAGAAAAUAAAGAAAUUAUUACUCAAUAUUAUUUAAAUCGAAUUCAAGAAUCAGAAGGAGAGAUAAAAGAAUUAUUAUAUAAUGGAAUAUAUUAUUGCACUAAACAAAGUAUCAAUAACACCGAUUUUGUUAAUACAAUUCUCCAAAUUAUUGGUGAAGAAUUAAAAGAAGAUAAAGAAAAUAAUUCAAUUGUCAUUAGUAAUUGUUUUGGAAUAUUAAAUAAUCUUCAAGAACAACAAAUUGAUAUUUUUAUAAAUUCAACAAUCAUUGAUAACAUUAUUCAAUUAACUAUAAAAUAUAUGAACGAUAUUGUUAUUCAAAAAUAUGGAAUACACUUACUUCGAUUAUCAAGUUUUCACGAUAAAUUUUAUUGUAAUGAAUCACUACUUUCAAUUAGAAAAUCUAUUACAUUAUAUAAAACAGAUAAUCAAAUCCUUGAAGAUAGUUGUGUUAUUUGUUAUAAUUUAUAUUUAAAUGAAGAAGAUAUCGAAAAGAAAGAAAACAUAAAAACAGUUGUUAAUUUAAUCAAAGAAACUAAUUCAACUAAUAAAAUCAUUUAUGCAAUAUGGUAUGCAUUAUCAAACCAUCUUACUUUGAACUUUGUUCAUUGA